Molecule: messenger RNA, 636 nt
Organism: Gavia stellata (red-throated loon)
Lineage: Eukaryota; Metazoa; Chordata; Aves; Gaviiformes; Gaviidae
Gene: CLDN1
Product: claudin 1
Exons: 4
Coding region: 1-636 (211 amino acids)
Biological process (GO): cell adhesion; bicellular tight junction assembly
Cellular component (GO): plasma membrane; bicellular tight junction
Molecular function (GO): structural molecule activity
Source: RefSeq, a predicted model, not a curated record
AUGGCCAGCGGGGGACUGCAGCUCCUGGGCUUCGUGCUGGCCUUCCUGGGCUGGAUCGGCAUCAUCAUCAGCACCGCCAUGCCCCAAUGGAAGAUGGCAUCUUACGCGGGGGACAACAUCGUCACGGCCCAGGCGCUCUACGAGGGGCUGUGGAUGUCGUGCGCCAUGCAGAGCACGGGGCAGAUCCAGUGCAAGGUGUACGACUCGCUGCUCAAGCUGGAGGGCAGUCUGCAGGCCACUCGGGCUUUGAUGGUGGCUGCAAUACUCCUGGGCCUUGUUGCUGUAUUUGUUGCUGUGACUGGCAUGAAAUGCAUGAAGUGUAUGGAAGAUGACCAGGUGAAGAAGAUGCGGAUGGCUGUCUUUGGUGGGGUGAUCUUCAUCAUUGCAGGUUUGGCAGCGCUGGUGGCCACGUCAUGGUAUGGCAACAGAGUGGCUCGGGCCUUUUAUGACCCUUUCACCCCUGUCAAUACCAGAUUUGAGUUUGGAUCAGCUCUCUUCAUUGGCUGGGCAGCUGCUUCUCUGGCCAUGCUGGGGGGAGCAUUCCUCUGCUGCUCCUGUCCACGGAGAGAAACUUCGUAUCCACCCACCCGAGGCUAUCCAAAAAAUGCCCCCUCCACAGGGAAGGAUUAUGUAUAA